Onychostruthus taczanowskii (white-rumped snowfinch) is the source of this 2148-nucleotide messenger RNA. It is a transcript of the gene NECTIN4, whose product is annotated as nectin cell adhesion molecule 4. The transcript is spliced from 9 exons. The record is from RefSeq and is a predicted model, not a curated record. Gene Ontology annotation, biological process: heterophilic cell-cell adhesion; homophilic cell-cell adhesion. NCBI's taxonomy places the organism in Eukaryota, Metazoa, Chordata, Aves, Passeriformes, Passeridae. Gene Ontology annotation, cellular component: adherens junction. The coding region runs from base 2 to 1600 and encodes 532 amino acids.
GAUGCGGCCCGGGCCGGCCCUGCUCCUGCUCGGCUUCCUCCUCGCCGUGACCGGCGGCGGCCGCGUGGAGGUGCCGCGCAGCGUGACGGCCGUGCUGGGGCAGGACGUGGUGCUGCCGUGCCGGUACCGGGCGCAGGAGCAGGAGCAGGUGGUGCAGGUGACGUGGCUGAAGCGCGGCCCGGGCGCGGUGCCCGCCGAGGUGGCCGUGCUGAACCCGCAGCACGGCGAGCACGUGCAGGAGCCCUUCGCGGGCCGCGUGCUGCGCCACGGCCACGGCGACCUGGGCGACGGCGCCAUCGUCCUGCGCAACGCCGUGCAGGGCGACGAGGGCGACUACGAGUGCCACCUGAUCACCUUCCCCAUGGGCAACUUCGAGGGGCGCCUCACGCUCAGGGUGCUGGUGCCCCCGCUGCCCAUCCUGAACCCGGGCCCGCCGCUGGAGGAGGGCCAGGGCCGGACGCUGGCGGCCUCGUGCACGGCCGAGGGCAGCCCGGUGCCCUCGGUGCGCUGGGAGACCGAGGUGCGCGGCACCAACGCCACGCGGCGCUCGGCCCACGCGCGCUCGGCCUCGGUCACCAGCGAGUUCUUCCUGGUGCCCGGGCGCAGCAUGAACGGCAAGAGCCUCACCUGCGUGGUGGCACACCCCGGCCUGCGCCACGAGAAGAGGAUCACGCACCUGCUCAGCGUCGCCUACCUGUCGGACGCGUCGGUGCUGGGCCACACGGCCGAGUGGCAGGAGGGCAUGGAGGGGGCGGCGCUGACCUGCCUGGGGGACGGCAACCCCCCCCCGACCUACAACUGGACACGGGUGGACGCGCCGCUGCCCGCGGGUGUCAGGGUCAAGGGGGACACGCUGCUGUUCCAGCGGCCGCUGGCCGUGGCCGACGCCGGCGACUACGUGUGCCGAGUGUCCAACCGCGUGGCCGCCAAGGAGGCGCGGGCCAACGUCAGCAUCCGGGGACGUGCCACAGAGGACACGGUGCGCCGCGUGGACCUGGUGUCGGCCUCGGUGGUCGUGGUCGGGGUCAUCGCCGCCGUCCUGCUCUGCGUCCUCGUCAUCGUCGUGGUGGUCAUGACCCUGUACCACAAACGCAAGACCCAGCGCAUCUCCGAGAAGUACGAGGAGGAGCUGACGCUGACCCGGGAAAAUUCCAUCCGGAGGCUCCACUCCAGCCACAGCAGCGACCCCCGGGCACAGCUGGAGGAGACGCUGCAGCUGCGGACGGAGAGUCGCCAGGGCAGCCUGCGAGGGGACAGCUUGAGAGGGGACAGCCUGCGAGGGGACAGCCUGCGAGGGGACAGCCUGCGUGGCACCAGCAUCUGCUCCGCCAUGAGCGAGGAGCCCGAGGGCCGCAGUUACUCCACGCUCUCCACGGUGCGGGAGAUCGAGACGCAGACCGACGUCCCCGUUGUCCCCGCUGUCCCCGCGGUGCCACCGCCGCCCGGCGGGAAGGAGCCCAAGGAGGAGGAGGAGGAGGGGGGCGGCGGGGGGGACCCCAUCAAGGCGGCCAUGACGCACUUCGUGCAGGAGAACGGGAUGCUGCAGGCCAAGCCCAGCUCCAACGGCAUCUACAUCAACGGCCGCGGCCACCUGGUGUGAGCCGGGCCCCGGGGGGACACCUGGGGACACCUGGGGACACCUGGGGACAGCCAGGGCACGGCCAGCCCCCCCCCCGCGCCCGCCUGGCUCUGUCCCCUCCGCUCCGGUCCCCGGGUGUCACCUCCCUGCUGGUGUGGGGUCAAGAUGGACUCUGGUCCUUGGGUGUCACCUCCCUGCUGGUGUGGGGUUGGGGACAAGGACAGUGCCCCAGGACUGUGUCACCUCCCUGCUGGUGUGGGGCUGGGGACAAGGACAGUGCCCCAGGACUGGCUGCGGUCCCCGGGUGUCACCUCCCUGCUGGUGUGGGGUCAAGCAAAGACUCUGGUCCCCAAGUGUCACCUCCCUGCUGGCACAUGGAGUUGGGGACACCACCAAGCCCCAGGACAUUCGUGUCACCUCCCUGCUGGCACAUGGAGUUGGGGACACCACCAAAGCCCCAGGACAUUCUUCAGUCCCCAAGUGUCACCUUGCUGCUGGCACAGGCUUGGGGACACCACCGAGCUCAAGGACAUUCUCCGGUCCCCAAGUGCCACCUCCCUGCUUCAGAG